AUGUCGAGCUCUCCGGCGUGUGCCGGCGGCGGCGCGUCGACGACCGUGACGGCGAGAGGGUGGCACGUGCUCAAGGUCGAGGACUACUCCCGACUGAAGGGGAUCAGCAUCGCCAGGCGCAUCAAAUCGAGCCCGUUCAUCGUCGGAGGCCACAGCUGUUGCGUCUUCUUCCCCGACGGCUCCAGCGAGGAGACCGCCGAUUGGGUAUGCUUCGGGCUCCGUCUCGAGCGUCGUCGUCGGGACGACAACGACGACGUGCUGGCACGAGCCAAGUACACUUUCCUCGACCAGGUCGGCGAGCCGGUGCCGUCCUCCACGGUCGUCGGACGCGCCAGCGUCCUCGAAUUCUCGAGGACGGGCCAGGCAUGGGUCCACCCCAAGUUCAUCAAGAGCAAGGACAUGGAGUCGUCCCGCGUCAGGGGCGACAAGUUCUGCAUCAGGUGCGACGUCACGGUCGUCGAGACCACCGGCCGCCAGGUGCCGGCGACGGUGCCGCCGCCGGACCUGCGCCGGCACCUCGGGGACCUCCUGGCCGCCGGGGUCGGCGAGGACGUGGCGUUCGAGGUCGGCGGCGAGACGAUCGCCGCGCACAGGGCCGUGCUCGCCGCGCGGUCGCCGGUGUUCAGGGCGGAGUUCUUCGGCGCUCCGUUGAAGGAGAACGCCGCGACUCGUGUGAGGAUCCACGGCAUGGAGCCGAGGGUGUUGAGGGCCAUGCUCCACUUCGUCUACACCGACUCGCUGCCAGAGACCGACGACGGCGGCGAGAGGAUGGCGAUCGCGCAGCACCUGCUGGUGGCGGCGGACAGGUACGGCAUGGAGAGGCUCAGAUCGGUGUGCGAGUUCGCCCUCUGCGUGCAUGUUAGCGAGGAUGUGGCGGUGAGCACACUCGUGCUCGCCGAGCAGCAUGGGUGCCACCAUCUCAAGGAGGCGUGCUUCAAGAUCCUCGGGUCCUCUGGCAAGUGCAGGGAGCUGCUGGUAGGGGAUGACUUGGAGCAUCUGGCCAGCAGUAGCCCCUCCCUUCUCGCCGAGCUCCGUGCAAGGCUUGGUCUUGAUGACCUCUUCGUCGGAAACGUGGAAAGAAGCAGCAGAAUAGCUAAUUAA
This is a messenger RNA of Panicum virgatum (switchgrass), 1101 nucleotides long. Its product is annotated as BTB/POZ and MATH domain-containing protein 1-like. The coding region runs from base 1 to 1101 and encodes 366 amino acids. Gene Ontology annotation, molecular function: protein binding. The transcript has a single exon. Lineage: Eukaryota; Viridiplantae; Streptophyta; Magnoliopsida; Poales; Poaceae. The record is from RefSeq and is a predicted model, not a curated record. Gene Ontology annotation, biological process: protein ubiquitination.